Molecule: messenger RNA, 13166 nt
Organism: Ceutorhynchus assimilis (cabbage seed weevil)
Lineage: Eukaryota; Metazoa; Arthropoda; Insecta; Coleoptera; Curculionidae
Source: the annotation of a GenBank genome assembly
AUUCGAUACUUUUUUGGCUUUCAAGUGAUUUUUACCCUCGAACAGAUUAGGUAGUUCGCAGAGCUCCAUGUGUUUGUAAAUUUCAUUUGGCUCACAUUUUAACUAUCUAUAAAAAUAAAACUUUCCCCACAAAAGAUGAGCUUGGACCGAGAAUAUAAAUUUGCUAUUGAUUUUGUUACAAGCCAUAUUUCCAAUACCUUCAGCAGCUCAAGUCAAUACGUCACAAAAAGUAUUCCACAAUAUAUUUAACGUAUUCGCAAACUUCUAAUUCUCUAUUAUUCGGAAUAUAUUCUCUAAUGACUCUCAUAUCAUUAUCCCUAUUUUCACGAUCAUUUUGGUUUUAUAUCAGAUUGAGCAAUUCAUCAUUAGAUUUUUUCUAUCGUGCUAAUUUCUUACUUCUUACUUUUGACCAGUCUUUGUUGCCUGAAAGACUUCGCGUUCUUACGUUAAAUUAAAACUGAAGUUUCUACUGCUGAUUUCCUUUGUGUAUUGAAUAAGUACCUCAACUAUAAUCCAAACUAUUUUGUUAGCUUCAAUUUCGAAAUGUGUUAUUUAGGAUAUCAAACUCUAAUGACAGCUUUCUGAUGAAGUAGCAAAACUGAUUAAAGCCACAAAGACGGGCUCAAUUAUAUUGUAAUUAUCUUCUCUUAUAUUUCGUGAUUUUGUCUUUCUUAAUUAUGUUAUGGUGUCUUGAUAACAUUCUUGUUCAACCAGAUGAAAAAUCUAGGUCGGCGCCACUUUUGUUUUUAUCUUAUUUCAGAAAUGUCUAGAAUAGAUAUAUAAUUAGGUUUUUAAUUGCUUAAUUUUCCAUCUUUGUUUUUAUAUAAAUUUGCUUGGCGUCUUCAGUAUUUAUAAAACAUAUCAUUUAUCAAAUAAAGAAAUGAAAAAAGUAAUAAUCCUCUUAUCUGGAAACGACAUUUUAUUUAAAAUAUGCAAACUAUAUUUUUCCGGAUUAUCAUCGAGCGACCUCAUUCCCAUUCUAUAUCUUUUUAUAGGGAGAUAUUGCGAAUUCGAGCAAGAAGCUGUUGCUCGCAUUAAACGAAAUUCAGGUCAGCGCCGCUUUUAUAGGAUUGCUUGAUGGGCCAGGCGUCGCGACGUUCGCAUUGAAUUAUGAAAGGCGCGAGCAGAUUCAGUUAUAGCGUUAUGGAUGAAUUUCAGGGAAAUUAGGGCCACACUGUUUUCAAUGAUUCAAUCCAGAUGAAUUUAGGAUCUAAUCUAUCACUUUAUGAAUCUAUAUUCUAGAUAAACAGAAAAGGAAAAACCGAAUCUAUCAAAAAUUCUCGGUCAUAGCAUAGUUUAAAAAAAUAUAUACAUAUAUUAUAUUCAAAUUGAUGUGACUCUCAUCAUGCUUUAAUUGAACAUGAAACACAUUUACCUAUUAUAAGAUCAAAAACUCAUUUUUGCUUUGUUCCAGAUCCUAUACCAGAAAAUGGCCAUCGUUAUCAUCUUGAGACUUAGUGUAUAGUGCUUGAAAUUCACUUUGUUCCAAACAAGUUCCAUAACAAAUAUGGAUACGACAUUAACGUGUUUAAUAUUCGUCGCGGUAGUGUCACGUAACGGCGGACGUUUAUCCGUUUCGGUUAAUUUAUAGGAAUGAUGCGUGCAAAAUUAAUAAACGCCGGUGACGGUCGGGAAAGAUGUGUUUUCCCCACUGCUACGUCGGCGGCCGGGGGCAGAGAUGCCACGUAAAAGUGAGAGACCUCCCUUUAAGGAGAUAUGUCUUUCAACAACGAAUUUUUACGUCCGUACAUAUCGUAUGCACGUGUGCCUCAAUACUAACAUAUCAUGACAGACUGUUAAAUAUGUAGUGCCCAACAGAAAGCAGUCGGUUUCUUGCCAGAAAAAUGAGUGAAAGACACCUCGCAAAUGAUAUGGCUCCCGCUAUUCCCCAUUCGUCUGGCUAUCAGGACGCCAAUGUAGAUCAUGUAAUUACCGAGUAUAUGGACAGGCUGGGUACGCGCCUCAACAUUUUGGAAACAGAACUAAAGUAUGCUUGGAGAGCCUUGGACCUGUUGAGUCAAGAAUACAUCAAGAUGUGGGAAAGACUCGAGAAAUUAGAAGGACUGCUCUUCGAACAACAAAGCGUGAUUUCUCAGCUGAUGGAUUUUUAUACGUCAGGAAGCGGACAUAGGGUCGGUCCGACAGUUUCUAUGCUAGAAGGAAGAUUAGAAGUAAUCAGAGAAAUCCUGGGUAAUGGUACAGUCGAAGAUGGAUUAGAAGAAGGUCUUGACGUCAUUAGAUCUCACGAGCCCCAAAUUCAAGAAAUCGAUGAAAUUCAUGUCCCAGAUGAGGCUUUUUACCGCAGCCUCAAUCAAGCCUAUGAAGAAGAAUUGGUGAGCUGCGAUACGAUUGGUCAGCCAAGUCAAUUGGAUAUGAUUUGGGAAGAACGAGAAGAAUCUGAAGACCUAGACAAAAAGAAAACGCCUGUCGAAGAAGAAAUUUAUAGCGCACUUGACUACAAAGACUAUCGAGGAAAUAGUUCUUGUGUUAGUGAGCAAGAUAUCGCUGAACUAUCUAGGAUAGAUUCCAUUGAUCAUAUGGCGAUAGAAAAGUUGAAUGAGCUAGAUCGAUUGAGCAGUAAACUUCAGCAAGAUAGUGCUAAUAUCAAGCAGCUGCAACGAAAGCUUCUAGAAUCCCCAAUAUCCCUCUCAGGUGUUAAUGAAGAAUCAGCAGCAACAACGCAACAGGACAAUGAAAACUGGACAUUUUCAUGUGAUGUGCGGGAUCAAAAUGACUUGGUGAUGCUUGCAACAAGUGAACUUUCCAGUGCUCUUUCUAACGGGACUUAUUCCGGUCGGCCUAGUUCGAGACUCAGUGUAACUGAUACCGAUAAAGAAGUCGCGGAGACACUAGCCGGUGGUAUAAGGACGCCAACGUCACCUAGAAGACGACAAGUUGAUACAUCUUGUAGUGAACCUUUUUCCACGGUUGAUGGUCGGUUAGCUUACAGUGCGGCAGUGCAACACGUCGAAUGCGCCGAAGCUGCAGCCGCUGCAGCACUAAGAAACUCAAAAAAUCCUUUUUAUUGUAGCGAUCUUGACUUGUCUGUACUAAUGCCAGCUUCUUACGAUACUGUACCUUGUUCAACUCCAAAUAUUUUUCAUCUUAUAUCAGAAAAACCCCCUUCUCCUUCAUUAUCUAUUUGUAGUGUCAGAACAAGGAAAGAUGGGUAUUUAGAUCCCGAAAAGCCUCCAUGUCAGUCGCCCAGUCCUCCUCCCCCAGCACCUACUGACGGAUUCUUCCCUAAUAACGCAAAUUUAUUGGCAAGCAAUUAUCUGGGACCAGACUCACAUCCAUCGUCUUCAAAUACUAAUCAACAACAUUCUCCUAGAUCACCCAAAACAUCGCCUAAGAGAAGCAAAUCUCAUUCAUCCAAUAUAGUUGCCGCUAAAAGUGAUUCAGGUCUCUCAUCUAUGUCAGGAUGGUCCAGUUUAGAAAAGUCUCCUGGUUCUCCUAAAAAUGGCAAGCCUUAUAACCACUAUGCAUAUAAUAACAGACCUGCUUCUCCAAAUAUUUCCAAUUCUCCUGCCAAAAUGCGUGGCUACGCAGAAUCAUCCGUGGAUUCUAGAAUUUCUGAAUCUAAUCAUUUAGAAAUUUUGCCUGGAGGACACCACUCUUCAGCUUUUACUAAUGUCAGGUCACCAAGUAAUAUUCAAUUAGACGGAUAUGGAACAUUUGUGCCUGCCCCAGCUCCUGCCUCGGACAUUAACGUUAGUCCCAACAAAAAUAAAAUGGCAGAACAGGGUCAAUGUUGCACUCAAAGCUCAAUAUCCCCUUAUUUGUUUCAUCAUAAUCAGCCAGCUAUUUAUUCAGUGGCAGGUAGCAACAACAAAGAUUCGUAUACAACAGUUUAUACAAGCAACAGUGCUGAUUAUAUUAAUCAAACUAUCCAUUAUCCUGACUUGGUAGAGCCUUACGAAAACAACGAACUUACAAAUGCUCAACAAUCACCUUAUUAUAAUUCUCUAACUUCUGGUGCUGAAACGGAGCCUGGGAGAAGAAGGCGAUCAUUAACCAGAUCGUAUUCGACAAACAAACCUCCGGAUGGACUAGCAAAUCACGAAGGUUACAAAACUGCUAUGUACAGAACCAUGUUUCCUACUGGAAAUAUUACAGAUGCCUUAAGUUAUUAUCCAACCUCUAGUCGAUACGAAUCAACAAUGAAUAAUCUACCUCAAGGAUCCUACAAUGAUGCAGCUGUUUGGCUUAGUUGCGGUCCAGAAGCACAAUAUCAAGACAAUGCUAGCACGUCUAGUUCAAUGAAAUCCGCUGAAACCUCUGAGACUGGUUAUUCGCCUUACAUGGACAGAAGGCAACAGCAACUUGCACAAAAUCAACCAAUUUAUGAAAACCAGCAGCAAAUCGAGCAACAUCAGAGGAAUUGGCAACAAAGACAGGAUACUUCUAGACUAGAUUUGGAUUUACGAAACAGAAAUGUUCCUGAAUAUGUUGUCCAACAACAAAGUCAUAACAAUGGCUAUUAUGAUACAGGCAUAGAUGUUAUUAUGACUCAAUCUGGAGAAUAUAUUACAAUUAAUAGUAGUACUCAUACAGCAGCACCAAGAGAAGAGAAAAAAAAGUUAAAACGUGGAAGCACCCUCAAAUCUGCCAUGAAUUCAGUUAGUAAUUGGUUACCAGAUUUGCAUUUACCUAAAAGAAAUAGAUCGUAUUCCCUGCCUGGGGGUAUUAAAAAAGAAGACAUGGAAAAACCUAAAACCUCACUAAGUAAAUCACAUGGAAGUCGUAAAAAGAAACGAAACGCCAUUGUAUCAACUGUAUCAGGAAUUCUUCAGAAAGCUAAAAGAAAAGCACAUGGAUCACACCAUUCUUUAUCUGACCCAGAACAGUCGGAAAAUGAAUGGGUAUUAAAACGAGCUAACUCAGUUGUAUCUGAAGAUGAUAGAAGUGAAGACAGUACAAGUAUAUCGGAGAAUGUUUUUGAAAAAGACCUUUUUCCCAAAAUAAGUCCGAAACCUAAAACAAGAAAAAGUAGCAGAUCAGAUGAUGAUAAUCGCUCGAAACCAUUACAACCUACUAGUGAAACAAAAAUAUCACCUCCAAAAGAACAAUUAUCAGGUGAAGAUAAUAAUCAAUUGCAGCUUUAUGAAGAAGAUUAUUCAAUUCAAAGCACAGGAAGCGGCUCUAGUAAUAUAUUUAGUACAAUGGGUGAAGCUAAACGAAGCAGUGGUUCUUCAGAUAAAAGUGAUGAAACUGUUAUUGUUGAUAGCAAAAUGGUGGUGGUUGUUGGAAGUGGAGCAGGAGGUGCCUCUAUGGAAUUUGCUGUUUCAAGAGCUCUAGGAAAAUAUAGACAAAAACAUUCAAAUUCAUUCACAGAAGAUCCUAUAGGAGAAAAUAUUGAAGAUAGUAUAAAAAUUGAAGAAAUUUUUGAAGAUGAUACCAGAGAAGAAAUUUUAGAACCAACUAUCGAGACUCCUUUGAAAAUUGUCGAACAAAAGUCGACUGAGAGUAAUAGCAGUAUGGAAAAUAAUAGACUAGAAGAAUCUCAUACUGCUGAAGGUAGUCCAAUAAUGCGUACCAAUAUGAGCCGCUUUUUUCCAAGACAUCAACAAAGUUUGGAAAUUCCGAGCCAUCGAGAUGACGAAGAUAGCCGUAGUACACAUUCGUGGAGAAGUACUUCUAGAGUCUCUUCUCGAAGACAAAGCACAGAAGAUAGUAUAGAUAGCGAGGACGAGUGGUAUUGCUAUGAACUAAGAAAGCUAGAAGAAAUGGAAAGGCAAAAAGAGUUAGAACAAGACAUGGGUUCUACUUUACAUGAACUUCCAGAAACCGAAGAAAGUGAAAGCUAUGAACCAGAAGAGGAAGUAAAAGAGAGAAUGUCUUUUGUGCUCCGAGAGCUUAGAAUGAAGGCAAAAGUUGUUAAUGGGGUUUUAGAUGAACAAGACCAUAAUUUGCUAGCAGUGAAUUCUGCAAGAAGGCGGGAAGAAAAACGCGGGUCGUUUCAUUUAGAUGAAGCAGCUGCUUUGUUUGAAAAAAUCAAAGUUUAUCAUCAUGAAACUUUAGAGCGGGAAAGACAAGAGCAGGCCGAUAUAGUUAUUGAAUUAUUGGCCGAAAAAACACCCGAACAAUAUCAUUACUUAGAAGAACCUACUAAAGAUGAUGAUGAUCGAUCGUCUGGAGCGACAUCUGGACCUGACAGCCCUCAUCAUAGCACUGACGAAUACGAUGAACUUGAAAUGAAAAUAAAUGACGAAUUCGCCCGAUGUCAUUUAUCAAAUGAAGAACAAGAAGAAAAAAUAAAUAGAGAUACAGCCACUCAACAACAAAGAAACUCAACAGACUCGGCUAUUAGUCAAAAUAUUCCAUCAAUUGAGGUAGCGUCAGCUACACCCAGCAAAGAAGAAGCUCCAAAAGACCCCAGUAAGGAGACUCCUGGCAGUAAAUGGAAGCUUCUGAAAACUCUAAAAGAGAGGAAAGCUGAAGAGAAAAAUAAUCAAGGGAAAGUUGUCCCAGAGCCAGCACCUCCUCCUGUUAAAGAGGAAAAAAAUGGCUCGAUUGGUGGAGAUGCAGGCGGAAGAGGAAAUGGUGGUCCGGGAGACAACACCUUCUACAGCAAUAUCGAUAUCAAACCUGAUAUCAGGCCAAUUAGAAGAGGAAAACCCAAUCUCCUGGUUUCCGAUUUGACCAUGGCUGCCACUAAAAGAAAUGCUGGACUCACUUCUGCUGUACCCAGGGCGACAUUGAAUGAUGAAGAACUGAAAAUGCACGUCUACAAAAAGACCCUGCAAGCCUUGAUUUAUCCAAUCAGCUGUACAACUCCCCACAAUUUCGUACCUUGGACGGCAACCUCUCCAACUUACUGCUACGAGUGCGAAGGUCUUCUAUGGGGCAUCGCAAGACAAGGAGUCAGAUGUACAGAGUGCGGAGUCAAGUGUCACGAAAAAUGUAAAGAUUUGCUGAACGCUGAUUGUUUACAGAGAGCUGCCGAGAAAAGUUCAAAGCACGGCGCCGAAGAUAAAGCGAACAGCAUAAUUACCGCAAUGAAAGAACGCAUGAAGCAGCGAGAGCGGGAAAAACCCGAAAUAUUCGAGCUUAUCAGAACGACAUUCGGGGUGGAUCCUGACACACACAUUGACUCGAUCGAACAAGCCAAACAAAUGACUAUAGAGGGAACGAGCAAGUGGUCUUGCAAGAUCACUAUUACAGUAAAAUCGGCUCAAGGCUUGAUAGCCAAAGACAAAAGUGGAACAUCGGAUCCUUACGUCACCGUCCAAGUGGGUAAAGUGAAAAAACGGACAAGAACCAUGCCUCAGGAACUUAAUCCUGUUUGGGAUGAAAAGUUUUACUUUGAAUGUCAUAACAGCUCCGACAGAAUAAAAGUGAGAGUGUGGGACGAAGAUAACGACUUGAAAAGCAAACUAAGACAGAAACUUACAAGAGAAUCGGAUGACUUUUUAGGCCAAACGAUAAUAGAGGUCCGAACUCUCUCAGGCGAAAUGGAAGUUUGGUACAAUCUGGAAAAACGUACGGACAAAUCAGCAGUUUCCGGUGCGAUUCGACUUCACAUUUCUGUAGAAAUUAAAGGUGAAGAAAAAGUGGCGCCCUAUCACGUGCAGUACACUUGCUUGCACGAGAACUUGUUCCAUUACUUGUGCGAGGAGAAUAACGGAAUUGUAACUCUGCCAGCGGCCAAAGGCGAUGACGCUUGGAAAGUGUAUUUCGAUGAAGCGCCCGAAGAAAUAGUGGACGAAUUUGCCAUGAGAUAUGGAAUUGAAUUUAUUUAUCAAGCAAUGACACAUUUUCACUGCCUUUCUACGAAGUACCUUUGUCCUGGAGUACCAGCAGUGAUGAGCACACUCCUGGCGAACAUCAAUGCUUACUACGCGCACACGACUGCAUCAACGGCUGUGUCAGCAAGCGACCGUUUUGCUGCUUCUAAUUUUGGAAAAGAAAAGUUCGUCAAACUCCUGGAUCAACUGCACAAUUCCUUAAGGAUAGACCUCUCAAUGUACCGCAAUAAUUUCCCUGCCUCGAGUCCCGACAAACUGUUGGAUCUCAAAUCCACUGUAGAUUUACUCACCAGCAUCACCUUCUUCCGGAUGAAAGUUCAAGAACUUUCCAGCCCGCCUAGGGCCAGUACUGUUGUUAAAGACUGCGUAAAGGCCUGUUUAAGGUCAACUUACCAAUUCCUUUUUGAAAAUACAUACGAAUUGUACAGCAGAGAAUUCCAAACGGAUCCCAGUGAACCCAAAAGAGAUCCAGAUGAUCACGGACCCAGAUUAGAUAGCGUAGAUUUUUGGCACAAACUAAUCGCUCUUAUAGUUUCUGUUAUAGAAGAAGAUAAAAACAGUUAUGGGCCAGUACUGAAUCAAUUUCCUCAAGAGCUCAACAUUGGACAAUUGUCAGCUGCAACUAUGUGGUCAUUGUUCGCUGUGGACAUGAAAUAUGCGUUGGAAGAACACGAGGCGCAUCGAUUAUGCAAAUCAUCUGCAUAUAUGAAUCUUCAUUUUAAAGUAAAAUGGUUGUAUACUAGUUACGUUAAGGAUGUGCCUCCAUAUAAAGGAGCUGUACCAGAGUAUCCAGCAUGGUUUGAACCAUUCGUGAUGCAAUGGUUGAACGAAAAUGAUGAUGUUUCAUUGGAAUAUCUUCAUGGUGCCUUUACAAGAGACAAAAAGGAUGGGUUCCAAAAAAGUAGCGAACACGCGUUGUUUUCCAAUUCAGUCGUAGACGUGUUCACGCAGCUGACUCAAUGUUUUGAUGUAGUUUCCAAGCUGGAGUGUCCAGAUCCGGAAAUAUGGAAGCGGUACAUGAAAAGAUUCGCAAAAACCAUCUUGAAAGUGCUUAUUGCUUAUGCUGAUAUUGUCAAGAAAGAAUUUCCUGAACAUCUAAAGGAAGAAAGAAUAGCAUGUAUAUUAAUGAAUAACAUCCAACAGCUAAGGGUCCAAUUAGAGAAAAUGUUUGAAUCAAUGGGCGGUGAAAAACUAGAAGAAGAUGCUGCAAAUAUUUUAAAAGAAUUGCAACAAACGCUAAACGGUAGCCUGGACGAGCUAGCUCAUCAAUUUGCUUCAAGUUUGGAGCCAAGGAUAACCCAAAGUGUUAAGGAACUUGGUGACCUUCUUCUUGCUAUCAAAGGAGGAGGUCAGCCAGGAACCCUGAACCAACCAGCUCAAAGGCAACAAGUGGCCGUUGAAGCUGACGAAGUCCUCAGACCUCUGAUGGACUUAUUGGACGGUUCGCUGUCACUAUACGCACAAUCCUGCGAGAAAACUGUACUUAAAAGACUGCUUAAGGAACUAUGGAGGAUAGUUAUGAGAAUAUUAGAAAAGACUGUAGUGUUACCUCCGAUGACUGAUAAAACGAUGGUGUUCAAGAGUAUAACGGAUAACGCUAAAAAUUUGGCGGCAAAUACCAAAAUAGAAGAUAUGUCUAGGUUGUUUAAGAAUCAUAUGACUGGUAAACAGGACGUGAAAAAUGCGCUAAGCGGUGUAAUGGAUAUCAGUAAAGAGGUGGAGAAAAAUCUGUCGCCGAAGCAGUGCGCUGUCUUAGAUGUGGCCUUAGAUACUAUUAAGCAAUAUUUCCACGCAGGUGGCAACGGAUUAAAGAAAGCCUUCCUCGACAAAAGUUCUGAGUUGCAGAGUUUGCGAUACGCCUUAUCAUUAUACACACAAACAACAGAUACGCUUAUAAAAACCUUCGUAACAACGCAAAUCAAUGAAGUGCCGCUAAACAAUAAAGAAACAAUGAUGCAACGACAAAUAUCGAUAGAUCGCGAGGAGCCCGAAGCGGGGCUUGAAGCCCUCGAAGAGCCCCUUAAGGCGAAAAAACCGCCAAGAGAUAAAUGGCCAGAUUCUGUUGACGGACAAGAGGGAAGCGUUGGUGAAGUUUCUAUCCAAGUGGAUCUGUUUACGCAUCCAGGGACUGGAGAACAUAAAGUCACAGUUAAAGUUGUUGCUGCAAACGAUCUCAAGUGGAACUUAGUAUCAGGAAUGUUCAGGCCCUUCGUGGAAGUGAACCUAAUCGGACCGCAUCUCUCCGAUAAGAAAAGAAAACACGCCACGAAGUCGAAAUCGAAUAACUGGUCGCCAAAAUAUAAUGAAACUUUCAAUUUUAUUAUUGGAAACGAGGAGCAACUAGACUUUUACGAACUACAUAUCUGUAUUAAAGAUUAUUGUUUUGCCAGAGAAGAUAGACUUGUUGGUGUAGCUGUUAUGCAGCUGAAAGAUAUUGUUGAUAAGGGUUCGUGUGCAUGUUGGCUCUCGCUAGGCAAACGCAUCCAAAUGGACGAAACGGGCUGGACGAUCCUCAGAAUACUGUCUCAACGCACAAACGACGAAGUCGCCAAAGAAUUCGUCAAAUUAAAGUCAGACAUUCGACAAGAAGACAGCAUAAACCAACAACAAUAAAUAAUUUCAAUUUUUGUGUGUGAUGUUUAUAUUGUGCUACAGACUUAGGUAUCUAUGAAAAAAAAAUUGACUUUUUCCACUACUUUUUCAGCUUUUUGACUUUCUCUCUAAUUCCCUCGUUGCACGGGGAGGAUUUUUAGAAUUGUUUUUUGUAUUGAACAAAAACAAUUAAAAUCCUAAAAAUUCCUCCCUUGUCCAAACAACAAAAGAUACACGCGUGUUCAAAAUCCAUAUAAGUGUUUAAAUUUAAUAAUUGUUAAUGCCUGAAAAGGACCGUCCCAUUUUGAAUGCGAAAUAUAUAGUAACUUAAAUGAACUAUUAAUUAUUGUUAAAACGUCACUGUGCCUCUCACUUUAAUAGACGUUUCUAAUAUUAUUAUAAUUUUCCACUGCAUGAAAACACAUUACAAAUGGAUUUCAUUAAUUUGUUUUUAUUUGUACACCAUAUUUUUGUAAAAGACUUUUUAUACAGUUUGCAUAGUUGAAUUGAAAUUGUUAAUAUAACAACAAUGGGGAUGGGAACCAACCAUCUAAGUGUCAGAUUUAUGGCACUUUUGGUUCCUGUUAAUCCAAGUUUAACGAAAUACUUAAUUUAUUUUCUUCUUUGAAGGUACAAAUUUUAAAAAUCUGUUGCAUAUUUAAGUAUUGAAUGAUGUAAAAUUGCUAGGAGUCCUUUUUCUCCACCUGUUGAAAUAUUAAGUUUAUAAAUUUUAGUCCUUCAUGUGCAAAAUUUGAAUUUGCAAUUUUCUGCUUUAAAAAAAAAUGUGAUUUAUCAAAUAUAGGUUGUAAGAUUGAAUCGCUUUUCAUAAUUUCUAAUCAUUGAUUAAUAACAUAAUGGAAUUUUUAAUUACCUACUUAUGAGGAAUCGUGAAUAAAAUCGUUUUUCUGCUACAAAAUGAACCAUUUUGUUGCUUACGAAAUAUGUUUUUUCUCUGUGAUAAAUUAUUGUAUGUCUCAUCAUCCACGAAUUCACAUUUUUCUCUUGAAAGCACUUUAUCGUAAACUUAAACUUAACUAUGUAUCAUCUCAAAUCUACUUUUAAAAUUGACAAUAUUUUUAAACUAUUGACAUUAUAAACUCCUUUUUUUUUCAAGUGAACAGGGUCACAUUUAUUUGAAAAUUUAUUAUUUUUAAUUAUAUUGGAUGCCAAAAGUUACAGAAAAAAAAUAUUUAAAAAAAGACUAAAAUGUGUGACUUUGUGAACUUGAAAAAAAAAAUUACUUAGAUAAGAAAUCAGAACACUCUUAUUCGCGCAUUUGUGUCUAGAUGUAAAAACAAAUCGUUACGAUAAAAUAAUUGAUGUACUAUACGAACUGACUAGUUAAUUUCUAGAAAUUUCCAUCAUUCAUAUAUAUUUUUAAGUGUGGAAAAGUCAUUUAAAUGUCGUACAAAAAAUAAAAGCAUCUUCAUUCAUUGAUUGUAUCAGUAUAUAUCAUAUCAGCUCACCGAGUGCUUCAAAUUAGCUUUUAAUACACCUUAUGGUAAAAAUUUUUUUGCUAUUGUGUUACCAUAUAAUAAAAGUUUGCCAUUCAUAUAUCUUACAGGGUUUGAUGGAGUUUACACGAUUUUUAAAGGAAUAUUGUUAAACUGGGACCAUUUUGAAUUUUAACACGAAAACUGGUAUAGGUACAAGGGUGCAAAGAGGGUACCUACCUAUAUCAAUUCGGAAAAUACCUACUCAUAAAAAACAUGCUCGAAUAACACCUUUGCACAUAUAUUUUACAGUGUAUUUCUUCUUAAACUUUUGUUUAUUGUAUCCUAAAUUAUUUUUUUUAUCCGUUUUAAGAGGCUCUUUGCUUCUAGUAAUACACCAUAUUCAAACAAGAUAAUUUCAUAUAGGUACGAACGUGUAAAUCAUCAAACCUUAUUUUUGAGCAUAUUCCCAAAAUGUCGUUGGAAAGAUGAUUUUUGGAACAGUUCAUGCAUUGUAAACUCGUCAGCUAAAUAUAAAGUAUCGCAUAUCAACUCUUUUCUAUUUUUUUUUUUUUUGGUUGGCGAAUAUACUCACAAUAGCUUUUUAUCACACGAAAAGAAUUAUGUAAAAUAAGAUUUUAGUUGCAAAAUAUCUUAUUAACACAUUGACCAAUAAUAUAUAUAUUUAUAUCAGUACCAUUAUAUUCAUUAUUAUCAGGCUGUUUGCAUCGAUAUACUCAUAGUAAUAUUUGUUCUAGAAUAUGUAGGUGCAAAUCGACAUCAUUUUAGCAUUAUUAUCUGUAAAAAAAAUGGAAAAAGUAGCUAUCGUAUUUUCUAGGUUAAAAAAAAAACGUGAUUUUUAAUACGAUAUUUUCUCUAUAAAACAUCAAGAAUGGAUUGAAAAUCAUGUUUCGAUUUUUUCCUCUAAAACUUUUGUUAUUGUAAUAUUAAUUAAUCGAUUAACUUUUGUAUAUAUUAAAAAUAAUUAUUGCUGUAAAAAUUAUAAAACAUUUUUAAAUAAUUAUGAUAUAAAAUGGACCAUAGCUAAUAUAAAUAUAAAUACAAAUAAAAAUCUCCAGGCGGUCAAGAGUAUAUAAUUAUUAUCGGUAACAUUAUUUGGUACCUAGUAAUAAUUAUGUCACUAACAGAGUAUAAAUACAAAUUAAGCCUAUAGAAAUGUAUAAAGUGAUCAUUCAUUUUGUUAGGCUAAUUUAAAUAAUGGUUUGUUACUACUCAAUGUAACUUUUUAUUUGUCAAAAAAUAUAUUGCAUAUGAAAAGCCUUUAAAUAAAUGGUUUUUUGUUAACUAGAUGUUGAGUCUUAUUUUUUAAUAUCUUUAACAAAAGUGUGAUUUAUUCCAACCAAAGAUAAUGUAAUAUAAGUUGGAAUGAUAU